Messenger RNA from Alosa alosa (allis shad), 1829 nucleotides. Its product is annotated as ruvB-like 2. Gene Ontology annotation, biological process: regulation of transcription by RNA polymerase II; box C/D snoRNP assembly; chromatin remodeling. Gene Ontology annotation, cellular component: R2TP complex; Ino80 complex; NuA4 histone acetyltransferase complex. Bases 109 to 1488 code for a protein of 459 amino acids. Lineage: Eukaryota; Metazoa; Chordata; Actinopteri; Clupeiformes; Clupeidae. The record is from RefSeq and is a predicted model, not a curated record. Gene Ontology annotation, molecular function: ATP hydrolysis activity; DNA helicase activity; ATP binding. The transcript has 15 exons.
UUGGGGUUGGACCAGAACGUUCGUCUAGAGCCCAUUCCAACCACGGAAGACAUUUUCGUGCGUACUCUUUGAAUCAGCCGCUGCAUUUCAAGGGAAGUGGGGGCCAAGAUGGCAACUACUAAGGUCCCCGAGGUUCGCGACACCACCAGGAUUGAGAGAAUUGGAGCCCAUUCGCAUAUCCGUGGUCUUGGACUGGAUGAUGCCUUGGAACCCCGCCAGGUUUCACAGGGGAUGGUUGGUCAGCUGGCAUCAAGAAGGGCUGCUGGGCUCAUUUUGGAAAUGAUCAAAGAUGGUCACAUCGCAGGUCGCGCUGUUCUCAUUGCUGGGCAGCCUGGCACAGGAAAGACAGCCAUCGCCAUGGGCAUUGCCCAGUCUCUUGGGCAAGAUACACCAUUCACUGCUCUGGCUGGAAGUGAGAUCUUUUCCCUUGAGAUGAGCAAGACAGAAGCUCUGACCCAGGCCUUCCGCAAAGCCAUCGGCGUCAGGAUCAAGGAAGAGACUGAAAUCAUUGAGGGAGAGGUGGUGGAGAUCCAGAUCGACAGACCAGCCACGGGAACUGGAGCCAAAGCUGGCAAGCUGACCCUGAAGACUACAGAGAUGGAGACCAUCUAUGACCUGGGCAGCAAAAUGAUUGAAAGCCUGACCAAAGAGCGUGUCCAGGCUGGAGAUGUUAUCACCAUCGAUAAAGCCACUGGGAAGAUCAGUAAACUGGGACGCUCCUUCACAAGAGCUCGAGAUUAUGAUGCCAUGGGUGCCCAGACGCAGUUCGUCCAGUGUCCAGAGGGGGAGCUGCAGAAGCGUAAGGAGGUUGUCCACACUGUGUCCCUGCACGAGAUAGACGUCAUUAACAGCCGCACACAAGGCUUCCUGGCUCUCUUCUCAGGUGACACGGGAGAGAUCAAGUCGGAGGUCCGAGAGCAGAUCAACGCUAAAGUGUCUGAAUGGAGAGAGGAGGGCAAAGCUGAAAUCAUUCCUGGGGUACUCUUCAUUGAUGAGGUCCACAUGCUGGACAUGGAGUGCUUCUCCUUCCUGAACCGCGCCCUUGAAAACGACCUUUCGCCCGUGCUCAUCAUGGCCACCAACAGAGGCAUCACUCGCAUUCGUGGAACCAACUACCAGAGCCCCCAUGGAAUCCCCAUUGAUUUGCUGGACCGCCUGCUGAUCAUCGCCACCACCCCCUACACAGAGAAAGAGACCAGGCAGAUCCUUAAGAUCAGGUGUGAGGAGGAGGAUGUGGAGCUGAGCGAGGAGGCGCACUCCGUCCUGACGCGCAUUGGAAUGGAAACCUCCCUCCGUUACGCCAUCCAGCUCAUCAGCACUGCUGGCCUGGUCUGCCGCAAGCGCAAGGGCACCGAGGUGCAAGUGGAAGACAUCAAACGGGUGUACUCGCUCUUCCUGGACGAAGCACGCUCCUCACAGUAUAUGAAAGAUUACCAAGACUCCUUCCUUUUCAAUGAAGCACAAGUUCCUCAGAUGGAUACCUCAUAAUAGUUCUCAUACAGGAUGCCUUUUUUUUGUACUGUGUUCUGAAAUGUGAUCUUAUUUUCCAAUGGACUUCAAUUCACCAAGCAAACCUUCCCCAGAGAGAGAGAACUUACCUGGAGGCCUUACCUCUCUGGGCUACUGAGUACCUCAACACAACAGUCAACAUGAGAGUCUGUCAUGGGAUCUAAGUGCAUCCCUUUCUGGACAGCUUUGAUUGGUAUGAAUGAGUAGAGACCUCUACAUUUAUGUGGUGGUUAUACAACAUUUAUUGAUCUGUUUUAAAAUGAAAACUAAUUAAACUGUUGAAGAAUAAAAGUCUGCUCUGGGCAGAAGACCUUUUCUAA